AUGAAAUGGCCCAGCCGCUAUGGCCGAGCUGGGCAGGGAUGUGCGUUAUUGCGAUUCAAACCGACGGGCGCUCAAGCCUCGGACUCAUCCCGCCCCGCCAGCGCUCAUGACGGCUAUAAAGCUACACCUUCAGUCAUUCCAUCAUCCCCAUCCAUCUCACUUGACCACAACCCAACCACUAUCCACCUUUAUUCCCAAACCAAAACCAAUCUCCACCUCAGAUCAACCAACCCCCACACGCUUACUAACCUUCUUCUGAUCCAAGCCAUCCCCCAAACUUGUAUCUUUAUCCGUACCGUAUUCUUCUCCAUUUAUCCUUGUCUUGGUUUUAGGAACACGUCUUCAUCCAUUGUUUACUCAAUCAAUGAUUUCUCGCUUUACCUGAUGCCCAAGAGGGCAGCCCCCGUGUGUCCCCCUUGCCAAUCCGGUACUCUCCCAUCGGUCUUCGAAGACGAUGAGGAUGAUGAGAUUGCGCAUACCAUAAGUGUCCUCUCAAAGGCCAACAAGCUCAUCAAAAAGAUCCUCAUCCGAACCAAACUUCCUCCUCGAGUGAAAUCAUCUCAUUCUAACUUUUUCUCUCCCAGUCGUCUUCGUUCUCUUACUUUAUCUUCUCAAAGUUCUCGCCUCGCUACUCAAAGCCUUCACUCUAGUAACUCCGAUUGA
Molecule: messenger RNA, 663 nt
Organism: Puccinia graminis f. sp. tritici CRL 75-36-700-3
Lineage: Eukaryota; Fungi; Basidiomycota; Pucciniomycetes; Pucciniales; Pucciniaceae
Exons: 1
Coding region: 1-663 (220 amino acids)
Source: RefSeq, a predicted model, not a curated record